AUGGACGUGACAUCACUACUGAACGUAGCGGCGGGAAAAAAGCCCAUUAUUCGGGAUAAUUCACUUGAAACCAUCUCCGUACCAAUUUUUCAAAGACAAAACACCUCAUCGUCCCCGGAGAAGAUAGCUUCUUCCAGGCGGACAAGCGACCCCCGAGCACCGCGGAACCGCACGCCAUGGGAUGCGGGCGGUUAUUCUCUUCCUCUAGCUCUUGACACCAAGUUUCCUGCCACACACACGAAGCCUACAUACUACAGCGAAUCUGACGUGGAUCAGUCGGCCUCUGCGAGUUCUUACGACGUCCCUUCAUCGAGCUGCCAUUCUAGGGCCAGCUCACUCAGUUCCUUGGCGCACGAGAUGGCGCACUCCGCCAAUAUCACUCCGAUGACGAGCACACAUCCCGGCCGGUAUGCGAGCCAGAAUCACAACUUCACGUUGAGACUAGCCAAAGGUCAGCCAGCUGAGGGAGUUGUCUACAAUGCCAUCAUGUCGCGGCAUAUCAUCAAUCGUAUUCGUACUUGGCUAACGUUCCCCAGGCCUAGCAUUCCCGGUGAUUCGGAUGCUCAAUUAACGGCACGGCCCAAUCUUUCCCGCGACGAUGAUGGUCAUCAUGCGACGGGAGGAUUUCCCAAAUCCCCGAAACACAAAUUCUCCGACAGCCAUAGCAGCUUAUCGUCCUAUACCUCCUCCAACCAGUCAGGAGGUCACUCAAGGAUAUCCUCAUUAUCUACUGUGAGCGGCAUUCAGCCGUUCACGUCUCUGUUGAACGAUGUACCAGCCUUCGACAGGAAACUCGAUCACCAGCAAGCCAUGGGCGGCCCAGGCAUGAUUGAUAUUCAGCCCCCGUCGCCAAGAACGAUGGGUCAACAUGAUCCUGUGGUCAUGGAUCCUGCAAUGAAGGGAACUGGAAGACCGGGAAGUCCGUCCGAUGCGAUUCUCAUUACCCGAGGGAUGGGUGGCAGCAACCGGUCAAGUCCAACCGACGGUUUGAGCUGGACUCUGCUGAUCACAUCGAACAAUAGCCCUCAUUCAAAACAACAGCAAGACAAUCUUAAUUACCUCUCUUUACCGCAAGAUCAAUCGUCAAGAACCCACAAACGAGCUGUUUCUGCUCCUGACUUUGCCGCUAUCUCUGCGCCGACCUUUCAGCCUUUUCCUUCGGUAUCGGAAACUGCGCCCUUUCCACCGCAACAGCAACAGACGUACGGCAUGUCUCCUCCCGACUCUCCCCCGGCCGUGUCCGGUAACGAUGAGAUUAAGUGCAUGUACAUUGAGAACUGCGACACCGGAUCUCAACCCCGCAAGGCCAUUUCACACAUUUUCGGUCGCAACAAAUUGUGCACCCGCAUGAUUCCCGCUCACGUCUGGGUUCACUUCUGCCGCAAGCACUACCAGCGCAGCCGUUACCGCAAUGCUCAUGAGUACUCCAAGCUCCAGGUUGACCUCGUGCAGAAGCAGAUCGCCAGAGUUCAGCAGUGGAGCGACGAAAAUGAGAGAGCCGGCAAGGCAGGUGUGGUGAACAGCUGGUCUCUUGCCAUCCGCAAGCGAGAGCAGAAGCGAUUGGAAGAUAAGAAGGAGUCGAAGAAGCGUGCCUAUCAAGAUGAGUCCGAGGACGAGCAGCUCGACGGUGCUAUGCUCAACGGCACUGCCGUCCCCGAAUGGCUCCUCAGCAAGUGCGGUGCUGGAUACACCACUGUUGCGAUUCAGGAGAUUGUGGCUCAGUUGAAGACCGAGAUCGAUGGUGGCAGCCUGAGCCAGAUUCCCGACAUCGAGAUCCUCCCUACCAUCAGCAGCGAUGGCCCUGACGAGAAGCCCAAGACCUACCUCAAGCGCAAGACGAGCGGCGGAGCUGCCCACAAGCGUUCGCAGUCAAUGGGUGUUGCUCUUAGACCCGAGGCACUUCCUAUGGCUAGACGCGUCAGCCAGCCCAAUGCCUACUGGGGCCAUGAAAGUAAAUACUCCUCUUCAUUCAAAGAUUGGCACCACAAUACUGACAUUUCUCUAGCCGGCUUCUAUGAGGAUCGCAACGCAAUUCCCGGCAUGCCUCGAGUUCCAUCAGGCAUGCGUCGUAUGAACAUCCCGCAUCGCCCCGCCUUUGGCAACAUCCGUGAGAAUCACCCCGAGGAGGAUUACUACCGCCAGCCCCAGAUGGGUUCUGGACCCUUCAUCUUUGGUGCCGGUGGCCCUCAAGGUGGACCUCUCCCCGCACCGACUCCCCAGCGUCGCGGCAGCAAGUCCAUGGCUUCUCACCUCGAGACGUCGACUCCGAUGCCUGCCUACCCUGACCCUCGUCGGGCAUACCAUCAGCGAUCUCAGAGCGAAAUUGGUGGGGGCUUCCAUCAGGGACAGAAUCCCACGUACCGACCCAACUCGUCUUCGGGCUUCGGUCCUUACGGAUACGCACCCAACCCGGUUGACCAGCAGCAGCAACAACAACAACAGCAGCAGCCAGAUCAGUACGAUGGCACCUACCCUCGUCCUCACGACAACCCGUUUGCCCAGGCCGCUCAGCCCAACUACUACGAGGACCCUCAGCGGCAGUACGCUUACGGCGGCUCUCCGUUCCAACCCAAUCCUGCGUCUCGCCUUGGUCCUGUAGGCGCCAACAGACACACUCGUCACCAGAGCACUCCGAACGCACCCCGUGCCAUGCACCGCGCUCCCUCGGCGCACGGUUUCGCGGUGGCCCCAAACCAGCAAGGCUAUGAUCGGACUCCCGAGCACUCGCGCCAUUCCUCCUACGCCACGCCGCCCAUGCAGCCCAUGCAAACCAUGCAGCCCAUGAAUGAUGGCACUCGUCACUGA
Colletotrichum orchidophilum is the source of this 2805-nucleotide messenger RNA. RefSeq lists its product as uncharacterized. The record is from RefSeq and is a predicted model, not a curated record. The coding region runs from base 1 to 2805 and encodes 934 amino acids. The transcript has 4 exons. Lineage: Eukaryota; Fungi; Ascomycota; Sordariomycetes; Glomerellales; Glomerellaceae.